Messenger RNA from Austrofundulus limnaeus, 819 nucleotides. RefSeq names its product organic solute transporter subunit alpha. Lineage: Eukaryota; Metazoa; Chordata; Actinopteri; Cyprinodontiformes; Rivulidae. The record is from RefSeq and is a predicted model, not a curated record.
UCUGCUGGAAACGUAAAGAGGAGGGAGUGUGACUCCUGCAGGCUACAAACCACUGAAUGGUCUAAUUAGGAACUGUUUCAAAUGGAAGAUCUGCGCGCCAUGGAAGAAUCACUCAACAGCACCAUUGACCCAGCUUGUUUACAAGAACCUCCUCUAGCUAUAGACAUGAUAAACCAACUAGAUGUGUUUGGAAUGUGCCUCUACGCCAUGCUGUCCUUCAUGUCCUGUCUGACCCUGCUGCUGUACCUGGAGCAGUGUUGGUUUGUUUACAAAAAGACGCCCUAUCCCAAGAAGACCACCAUCAUUUGGAUAAGUGGUGCAGCACCAGCUAUCAGCACCAUGGCCUGUCUCGGGAUGUGGAUUCCUCGGGCUGUCAUGAUCACAGACAUGGCAUCUAACUCUUAUUUUGCAGUUGUGGUUUAUAAAGUCUUAGUCUUGUUAAUCGAGGAGUUGGGAGGCAGCACAGAUUUUCUGCACCGGUUCUCUGGGAAACCCUUCAGGAUCAACACAGGACCCUGCUGCUGCUGCUGCUGCUGUUUACCCCAAGUUCCAAUGUCACGACGGAUGUUAUUCAUUUUAAAAGUGGGAGCUCUGCAGUAUGCAAUCCUAAAAACAGCGCUCUCUGUCCUCGCUGUGGUGUUGUGGACUAAUGGGAAUUUCGACCUUUCUGAUUUAGAGAUUACUGGAGCAGCCAUUUGGCUGAACCCAUUCAUCGGUGUCCUCACCAUCGUCUCCCUUUGGCCUGUUGCCAUCAUCUUCAUGAACACUAACAGGUUUCUCCGCAGCAUCAGCAUUGUACCCAAGUAUGCCAUGUACCAG